CUCCUUCCGCCGCUGGUACGCAUGCGCGGUCCCAUUUGUUGUCCUCGUGGUCAGUACGCAGCUGUUCGCCAUGUUGUUGCUAUUUGAGACCGCUGCUGGAUAUGCUAUCUUUAAGGUCCUGGAUGAGAAUAAGCUCCGUGAAGUGGACAACUUAUGGCGGGAGUUUGAAACAGCUGAAAAAGCAAAUAAAUUUGUGAAGUUAAAACAUUUUGAAAAAUUUCAAGAUACCACAGAAGCUCUCGCAGCUGCGACUGCCUUGGUGGAAGGUAAGCUAGGUAAAAGCCUCAAGAAAGUACUGAAGAAAAUUGCUGCCAAGGAGGCACAUGAGCAGUUGGCUGUUGCAGAUGCGAAACUUGGAGGUGUCAUAAAGGACAAGCUGAACUUGAGUUGCAUUCACAAUGCUGCAGUUGGUGAGCUGAUGAGAGGAAUUCGAACCCAAGUGAAUGGACUAAUCAGUGGAUUGCCACCUCGUGAGAUAAGUGCCAUGUCUCUUGGCCUUGCGCACAGUCUCUCCCGUUACAAAUUGAAGUUCAGCCCUGACAAGGUGGAUACUAUGAUUGUACAAGCGAUUUCUCUGCUGGAUGAUUUGGAUAAGGAGCUGAACAAUUACAUCAUGCGCUGCAGAGAAUGGUAUGGCUGGCAUUUCCCAGAACUUGGAAAAACCGUUACCGAUAACUUGGCGUACUGCAAGUGUGUGCAGAAAUUAGGAGACAGAACGAACACUGCUACCACAGAUCUUUCAGACAUUUUACCAGAGGAAGUGGAAAAUGCAGUGAAGGUUGCAGCUGAAAUAUCCAUGGGUACAGAAGUAUCUGAGGAAGACAUUGAGCACAUUAUACACCUUUGUGAUCAGGUAGUGCAGAUCUCUGAAUACCGCACCCAGCUCUAUGACUACCUGAAAAACCGAAUGAUGGCUAUUGCACCCAACUUGACUGUGAUGGUUGGCGAAUUGGUUGGAGCCAGACUGAUAGCACAUGCAGGUUCUCUGUUGAAUCUGGCAAAGCAUCCUGCAUCCACAGUGCAGAUCCUGGGUGCAGAAAAGGCACUAUUUAGAGCACUGAAAACAAGAAGAGACACUCCAAAAUAUGGUUUAAUUUACCAUGCGUCACUGGUUGGACAGACCACUCCAAAGAACAAAGGCAAGAUCUCCAGGAUGUUGGCAGCCAAGGCGUCUUUAGCCAUUCGGUAUGAUGCUCUGGGUGAGGAUACAAAUGCAGAAAUGGGUGUCGAAAAUAGAGCCAAGCUAGAAAUUCGCAUACGACACUUAGAAGAAAAAGGGAUGAGAAGGAUCAGUGGUACAGGAAAGGCUCGCGCACAAGCUGAUAAAUACCAGCACAAGAGUGAGGUUAAAACAUAUGACCCGUCUGGGGACUCCACUCUACCUGCAGUCUCAAAGAAAAGGAAAUUUGAAGAAGUGGAGGAUGAUGGAGAAAAGAAAGAAGUGAAAUCCAAAAAAAAGGCCCGGCUUUUAGAGCCUGCUGUGACAGAACCUGGUGAAGAGGCUGAGCCACCAACAAAAAAGAAAAAGAAGAAAGAAAAGAAGCAGGAAAUACAUGUAAAGCAGGAAGAGGGGGAGCCAUCAACUUCAUUUGUUACAGAAGAGAUCCCAGAGGAGGAGGAGGAGAAGAAGAAGAAGAAGAAGAAAAAGAAAAUGAAGCAUGAGUGAUCUGUAUCCAGGAAUGGUAGACUGUAAUUCUGCUGUUCAAAGCUCCACUCAGCCCUGAUGGUGCUUUUUUUUUCAAAAGGAGAAAAAUAUUUUUGUUAUGCAGGAUAUAUGUUUGAUGGCAGUUAUCAGAACCAUUCAAUUGAAGACUCCUUUGGUGUGAGAAAUGGACUAUAAUUUUUGAUGCUAAUGCAGUUUCACAUUCCCUCACCCUCCACGCUGGUCAACUAUAAACUGUAGCCCAAAACAUUUCUACUUCCUGUAACAGUAAUUAGAAUAAUGGAUGUUUUAUCAAAUAUUUUCCUUUUGUGCAGAUAGAACACAUUGAGACAGGUUUUUGAAAAUUAUUGGAUUUUUAAAUCCUGUUUUCAGUAAAAAUGUCUAAGAACUCA
Stegostoma tigrinum is the source of this 2055-nucleotide messenger RNA. It is a transcript of the gene nop58, whose product is annotated as NOP58 ribonucleoprotein homolog (yeast). Bases 71 to 1666 code for a protein of 531 amino acids. Gene Ontology annotation, molecular function: snoRNA binding. The transcript has 15 exons. The record is from RefSeq and is a predicted model, not a curated record. Gene Ontology annotation, cellular component: box C/D methylation guide snoRNP complex; small-subunit processome. NCBI's taxonomy places the organism in Eukaryota, Metazoa, Chordata, Chondrichthyes, Orectolobiformes, Stegostomatidae.